Messenger RNA from Saccostrea cuccullata (small rock oyster), 1124 nucleotides. RefSeq names its product protein CFAP276-like. The annotation marks the transcript as partial. The transcript has 3 exons. The record is from RefSeq and is a predicted model, not a curated record. NCBI's taxonomy places the organism in Eukaryota, Metazoa, Mollusca, Bivalvia, Ostreida, Ostreidae.
CAAAAGGCAUAUGAUGUUCCAGUCCACCUGGCUCAGAAUGAGGAUCCAUGGAACAGACUAAAUGGAACCUGCACUCUGGCUUCGUCUCGGAGAGAAAUUUACCACAUGGAUCCCAAGGCCCCACGAGACAGUCUCGAUUUUGUCCUUAAGUCUAAAUAUAACCAUCAUGAGGAAUUCCUUAGAGCAAAAAAUGAAACCCUCAUCCAACCCGAAACUGCCGGUGAAGACACUGGACGAGUUUUAAAGAACCGAGAGGUUGAAGUUAUUGUGCCAAAGCCUUACCUGAAUCAUCCUCUUAUAGUUAUAGAGCAGAAAAAGAAAGAUAGCAUCCAUUCUAUUGAAAAUGCAAUUGAGGGUCACCAUACACAAACAACAAACCGAGGUUACACUAGAAAACCUGAUGGGGGAUUCUUCUCUUCUUAGACUUAUAAUAAUGACAUCUAUUUGCAAGAAUUAAACCACAUCAUAAAAAAAAUGCUAAAAGACAGAAUGACAGAAUAACGAUGACUAUAGGGGACGAUUUCUUAUCUGAAGUUCACACUUUUUACACAUGUAACCAACAACAAAGUAAACUACAUGUAUACUCGGAAUGUGAUGACAUGAUGUACAUUUACGUUCAGAAUUAUAACCAAUUAAAGGUCGUUUUACACCAGAAAGCAGAUAUAUUUUAAAAUAUUACAUAUUUUAGAUUUAAAAGUGCUACAUAAAAUAGAAAGAACCGGAACACAAAACAAAAUCCAUGCAUACACAAACUUUAUUUUUUUCUAUCUAUCCUCUUCUUUUUAAGCUUAUUUCUUCUUUCUAUCCUUUCCUCUUUCUCUAUAGAGAGUCCCCAUUGUGCUGGUACAAACGGCGGGUACUCCCGGAAACACGACGGUGGAUUCUACUGCACUUAAUUAACGGCUGCCGAUACAUAAUUAACUGCUGAUUCUAGAUUUAGAGCGAUUGUAUACCAACUUUUUGUGUAAAAACUGAAAACAUAUCUUUAAUAAUUGCCAUUGUUGCAUGUACAUUUUGGAUAUAUACCUAGUAUAUUUGGAGAAAUAUAUUUACAAAGAGAAUUACGAAUUUUAGGAAAAAAAUAGUUUUUACCUGUAAAUAAUAUGUAUUAAUAUUUUUCUUGU